This is a messenger RNA of Clonostachys solani, 252 nucleotides long. Lineage: Eukaryota; Fungi; Ascomycota; Sordariomycetes; Hypocreales; Bionectriaceae. The record is from the annotation of a GenBank genome assembly.
AUGGCUAAAUCAAAGACCACGCGCGCUCCUGCGUCCCUGUUUUCCCCGCCCUCCAACCAAGGGCAAAUGACUCUCAAGACCAAAGCCAAGAAGAACAGUGGACACUCCCGGAAACAAAAGCGAGCACAAUAUGAUGCGGCGCCACGUUCAGAUCCGCCUCCUCAGGGUGAUCGUGUUGAAUACUAUGAGGGUAAGGCCGGAACGGCCAUUAAGGGUUUCGAGCAACAGUUUGGCGGCGGCGGUAGCAAAUAG